Molecule: messenger RNA, 1722 nt
Organism: Clonostachys rhizophaga
Lineage: Eukaryota; Fungi; Ascomycota; Sordariomycetes; Hypocreales; Bionectriaceae
Source: the annotation of a GenBank genome assembly
AUGGCCUCGGAGACAAAGCCGGGGAUAGAGUCCACAGUCGUGGCGACGAGUGAAAAGGAGGAAGACAAUGAGCACGGCCUCGUAGCUAGCAAAACACUUCUCGAUUUGCUCAACAAAUGGCAAUUGGUUCUCGCCUGGAUUGGACUUCUCCUCGUGUCCUUUACAAACUAUCUCGACAGUGUCACUGUCAGUACAUACUUCGUCUACGCGCUUAGCGAAUUUGAACGGCUGUCGGUAGAAGGCGCCUUGUCUGCUAUCUUCGGCGUCAUUGCACUAGGGAUCCAGGGUGUUCUUGCUACUCUAGCAUGUGAAAUUCACUCCUUUACUAUCGUUGCCGCCUCUGUAUGCCUCAUCACCCUUGCAUUUAUCCUAGAGGCUUCUGCACCAGGCAUAGUCGCUCUGAUUGCGGGCUUCAGUAUUUACGCUGUAGGACUGAUGACGUCUAAAUUUAUGAUAUAUAUCUUAACUGCUGAAUUGAGCAACAUGAGACACCGCGCAUUGUCCUUAGGCGCAGCGAAUUUGCCUGCCAUGAUAUCCCAACUGGGCGGUGCAAAGAUGGCCGAAUCAGUGCUCAAAAGGUUAAGUUGGAGAUGGGGUAUCGCACUCUGGUGUAUCAUGAUUCCUGUCGCUUCGAUCCCACUUUUGGUUGCGCUUUUCCUUGGAAGGAGAAAGGUUCACCAGAAAAGAACGCUAGAAAUGCCAGCAUCUCGGAAGCAAAGAGUUCUGGGAAUAUGGGCUAAAUUGCUAGAACAGGACCUGAUCGGCUGUGUUUUGCUCGCUGCCGGAUGUGCCCUACUUUUCCUCCCCAUCCCUCUGGAGCAUGGUGGAGUGGAAAGGUAUGCUUCGGCCCAUUGUGUCGCUCCCACCGUGAUAGGCUUCUGCGUCCUCAUUGCUUUUGGUGUUUGGGAGGCCAAGUUUGCUCUCAACCCACUCUUCCCAAAAAGGCUGAUUCGCAAUAGGAAUGUGCUGGGCCCAUUGCUCGCGAGCCUCUGUGGUGGAUUUUCCUUGAGCUUCCUGCUGCCAUACUUUUACGUCUAUAUAAUGGUGACGAGUCAGCUCAGCAUCUCGAGUGCCACGUACGUCACGCUGGCACUGACAUUGACCAAUGCCUUCGCACAGCUCUGUUACGGCGCUCUUGUUUCAUGGAUGCAGCGCCCAAAGUGGCUGUUUGUUGCGAACAUGGGCCUGCUGGUUCUUGGUGGCGGCUUGCAGCUCGCCUUUCCCGAUCCGCAUUCUCAGUUGGCUGGCCUGGUGGCAGCCCAAAUUGUCUCAGGAUUUGGCUUUGGAGGUCUCAUGAGCGUUCUUGUCCUUGCUCAAGCCUCAGCACUACCGCAAGAUGUCCCAGUAUUAUCCGCUGCGUACAUUAUACUUGCGAAUUUUGCUACGUCAGUUGCUGGAGCAGUAGCUGGAGGGAUGUGGACCACUAUCCUCGUUAAAAACCUCGAGCAAUACCUUCCCUUGGAAAUCAAAGAUCAGGCAAGAGCAAUAAUGGGCUCGCUCACUGUGGCACAAAGCUACGAAUGGGGCUCUCCGGAGAGGGAGGCUAUCAUCUUGGCGCACAAGAAGACUUUCCGGCAUUUCUUCAUAGGCUUCAUCGUCACUGCUGCAAUGGCUUUCCUGUUCUCUUUCAUCUGUGACGAUGUACACGUUGGCAAAGUUGACGAGGAACGGAAUGCAGCGAAGCGCAGGGCUGAAGAAAAGGAAAACCCGCAAGCACCAUGA